Eubalaena glacialis (North Atlantic right whale) is the source of this 1781-nucleotide messenger RNA. It is a transcript of the gene STK26, whose product is annotated as serine/threonine kinase 26. The coding region runs from base 244 to 1494 and encodes 416 amino acids. Gene Ontology annotation, biological process: protein phosphorylation. The transcript is spliced from 12 exons. NCBI's taxonomy places the organism in Eukaryota, Metazoa, Chordata, Mammalia, Artiodactyla, Balaenidae. The record is from RefSeq and is a predicted model, not a curated record. Gene Ontology annotation, molecular function: ATP binding; protein kinase activity.
CUAAAGCGGCGAGGAGCAGACGAGCGGCAUCACUCGAGCCCAGGUCCCGGCCACCGCCACACACGGCGCCCAGCGUUCAGUAGGAGGAGCAGCAGCUGAGGCGGCUGCCACAGCGGCGGGCGGGCGCCAGAAAGGCCCCGGUCGAAAAGCCUGGGAGGGCCGCCGACCUACCCCCGGAGGAGGAGCCAGUCGGAGCCCAAGGCGCCACCGCCGCCGAAGCCGCGCGGAGCAGCUUUCGCCUUCAUGGCCCACUCACCGGUGGCGGUCCAAGUGCCCGGGAUGCAGAAUAAUAUAGCCGAUCCAGAAGAACUGUUCACAAAAUUAGAACGCAUUGGAAAAGGCUCCUUUGGAGAAGUUUUCAAAGGUAUUGAUAACCGUACCCAGCAAGUGGUUGCUAUUAAAAUCAUAGACCUCGAGGAAGCCGAAGAUGAAAUUGAAGACAUUCAGCAAGAAAUAACUGUUUUGAGUCAGUGUGACAGCUCAUAUGUAACAAAAUACUAUGGAUCAUAUUUAAAGGGUUCAAAAUUAUGGAUAAUAAUGGAAUACCUGGGUGGCGGUUCAGCACUGGAUCUUCUGAGAGCUGGUCCAUUUGAUGAGUUCCAGAUUGCUACCAUGCUAAAGGAAAUUUUGAAAGGUCUGGACUACCUGCAUUCAGAAAAGAAAAUUCACCGAGACAUAAAAGCUGCCAAUGUCUUGCUCUCAGAACAAGGAGAUGUGAAACUUGCUGACUUUGGAGUUGCUGGCCAACUGACAGAUACACAAAUUAAAAGAAAUACCUUUGUGGGAACACCAUUUUGGAUGGCUCCUGAAGUUAUCCAGCAGUCAGCUUAUGACUCAAAAGCUGACAUUUGGUCACUGGGAAUUACUGCUAUUGAACUAGCCAAGGGAGAGCCACCUAACUCCGAUAUGCAUCCUAUGAGAGUUCUGUUUCUUAUUCCAAAAAACAAUCCUCCAACUCUUGUCGGAGACUUUACUAAAUCCUUUAAGGAGUUUAUUGAUGCUUGCCUGAACAAAGAUCCAUCAUUUCGUCCUACAGCUAAAGAACUUCUGAAACAUAAAUUCAUUGUAAAAAAUUCAAAGAAGACUUCUUAUCUGACUGAACUGAUAGAUCGAUUUAAGAGAUGGAAGGCAGAAGGACACAGUGAUGACGAAUCUGAUUCUGAGGGCUCUGAUUCGGAAUCCACCAGCAGGGAAAAUAACACUCAUCCUGAAUGGAGCUUUACCACUGUGCGAAAGAAGCCUGAUCCAAAGAAACUACAGAAUGGGGCAGAGCAAGAUCUUGUACAAACCCUGAGCUGUUUGUCUAUGAUAAUCACACCUGCGUUUGCUGAACUUAAACAGCAGGAUGAGAAUAAUGCUAGCAGGAAUCAGGCAAUCGAAGAACUGGAGAAAAGUAUUGCUGUGGCUGAAGCUGCCUGUCCUGGCAUCACAGAUAAAAUGGUGAAGAAAUUAAUUGAAAAAUUUCAAAAGUGUUCAGCAGAUGAAUCCCCCUAAGAAACUUCUUGUUAGUGGCUUCUAUUUCAUAUGGACCCAGAGAAACCCACCAAAGCUACUUCAAGCUUAACAAUGCUUAACUCAUGAGCUCCACGUGCCUUUUGGAUCUUUGCGACAUUGAAGAUUUGGAAGAAGCUAUUCAACUAUUUUGUGAUGGUGUUUAUCAUUUUAUAUUUUAAAGAGAUUAUUUUGUAAGGAAUAACUUUUAAUACUAUAGUUUCACCUGUAUUCUAGUAAAUGUUGAGAUACAGUUUUGCUUUUAGGUAUCAUUAUUACUUAAGUUACUA